This is a messenger RNA of Nyctereutes procyonoides (raccoon dog), 921 nucleotides long. RefSeq names its product basic proline-rich protein-like. The record is from RefSeq and is a predicted model, not a curated record. Bases 1 to 921 code for a protein of 306 amino acids. The transcript has 3 exons. NCBI's taxonomy places the organism in Eukaryota, Metazoa, Chordata, Mammalia, Carnivora, Canidae.
AUGACGGCAAGGAAGCUCGUGUGGCUGGAGCAGAAUGAUCAAGGAGAUGUAGAGCAGAAUAAAGAAAGAGAAGAAAUAGGGAGCAGAUUGUAUAGGGCCAUCAAACAAUCAUCUACCAAAGUACAUAUUCCCAAGAAGGUACCUAACCCUAGAGGUUAUACAGCGAUUAUACCUCAUAUCAUGUGGCUACUUAGUGAAAUUCGAUUCCAGAUUGGAUUCCCACAAACGGGCAUCCUUCAGAACCUGUUGCCUAGCAACAAGCCCAUCGGACACUUCCUGAUCCCAAGCGGAGAAAAGCAACAAAUUCCUUCCUGGAAGCCAAGCUUGCGGAGCGAGGCCACCCCGCCCUGUCCCCGGUGCCCCCCAGAACAGGAUCCGGAACGGACGACGGCGUCCCGGGCGCCCUCCUUCCUUCCCUUCGCCGAGGAACGGGCGCGCGCGCCCCCGACGUGCGGCGCCACGGAACUGCCGGGCGCCCCCGAGCCCGGGCCUCUCGCCCCGCCCCCCGGGCUCGCGGCUGCCACGCCCCACCCGCCACCGCCCGCCCGCCCCCGAGCUCCCGGCCGCUCCGCCCCCGCCCCCGCCGUGGCUCCCCGGGCCUGCUCCGGCCCCGCCCCCUCCGCCGGGCCCGGAACUUGCCCCGCCUCCUCAGGCUUUCCUCACCGCCCGCGGGAGGCUCCGCGCCGCCGCUUCCCCGCGCCCGGCGCCCGCCCAGCUACCCCGGCGCAUCCCGCCUCCUCCCCGCCCCUCAGCGGCACUCGGAGCUCGCCCCGCCUCCGCCCUGCGCGCUCCGCCUCGGCCUCCCGCUGCUGCCCCGGCUCCCGCCGGCCGCCCGCCGACCCGUCUCCGUGGCGACGCUGCGUCCGGGGCGCCCCGCCCGGAACCCCGCGCGAGUGUGAGCCCUGCGGACCAGCGGUGUGA